AUGGGAGGGUGCUUCUCUGGAAAGAAAAACAAAGCAAAUGGAAACCAGAUGUUAGAACGAAUGGCAACAACAGAUGACAGUCUUUAUUACAAGCCAAAGAGCAGCUCUUCUACUUUAAUAUGCUACCGACCUUCAGAUCGUGCUUUUUGGGAUGUGAAAAUUAAUACAGAUUUCAUGUUCCAAGCUGGAGCUUUAUUUGGAAAAAUAAAAUCAGGUCUAUAUAUUUGUAUUGGAGGCGUAGAAAAUGGGGAAAUUGCUUUCCUUUUAGAUAUCAUUGAACGAAAAACUAGCCAAAUUAAUGGGCCACCCAUGAGUUUGGCAUAUGGGAGAUGCCACACAUAUCAAAACAAGGUUUAUGUAAUUGGAUCGCUAUGCAUUGAAGCUGAUGGCUUAGAAAAGCCUGCGCCACCACUGGUAUAUGAUGUAAAAACUAAUAAAUGAUCAGAAUUGCCAAAAAUACCUGUAAAUCUAUCAUUAUGUGGGAGCUUUAUUAUAGGAAAAGGGUUAAAUUUAAUAGGAGGAUUUCUAAAUUAUCCAAAUCAGCCUACUCCGUUUGGGUCAAUGCUGAAGCUUGACUUGGAAACACACGAAUGAGCUCAAAGCAGCAUUACAACGCCUCCGUUGCAUGGACUUCCCUCUUGUGUAGUUUUGACAGACACUGCAGUCAUGAUUAUUGGAGGGCAUGACCCUUGUGAGCAUUAUUCUUCAGAUGAAUCGAAAAAUACUUAUAUGUUUAAUGGUAGAGAAUUUCAAGCUUUAUCUGACUUACCUACUGUAGGGCAGCUGAGAUUUUCUGAUACUCCUUUAUAUGCUAAACAAGAAGUUUUGCUGUAUUCUGAUGACGAAACUUUAUUUACAUAUGAUUUAAAUAGCGGAUCUUGAAGCUAUUUUGACAUUGAAGAAAAAAUGACUGGAAAAGAUCCUCCGGUUUUAUCAAAUAGGGAAAAAGGGAAAUAUGUGUAUCAUUUUUGCCAAACUGAAUGCGAAAUUUUAUACCUUUUUCAUAGUUUUUAAUUUAAUUUAAUGGAUAAAAUAGAAUUUCUUUAUUAUUUUCAGACAUCGGCUUAAAUAAUCAAAUCAUUUUAUUAUCCUUAAAAAAUCUAAGUCAUGGUUUGAUAGGUUUUCUAUUUUAGAUUUUAAUUUAAUAGGAAAUAAAAAAAUAAAGACAAGGAUAAUUUGCAUAAUAAAUAGCUAUUUAUGCAUUAAGGAAUAGAAUAUAACUUAGACAACAAAGCAUCAAGAAAAACUGGACCUGCAAGUUUCCAUAAUUUUUACAAAUACACAGGACUUUGCAUUCUUGGAGAUGGAAGGCUGAUGUUUGCAGGAGGUCUCAAAGAAGACGCUCCAGAAGGUACAGUUUCUUGUUGGACUCUAGAUCCUCAAUCAAGGCAUUCAGAAAAUAUUGCAGAACUAAAAUAUAAGCAAUACGGGUUAAGAUUAGUCCCAGUAGGACGUGAAAUAUAUGCUGUAGCAGGGGUAGAAAUUAUAGACCCCAACACAUCUCAAAGCCGCUGCCAAAAAUAUUUAUUAGAUUCAAACCAAUGAAUUGACAUUGAGCCUUUGCCUUCAACUACCUUUUUACCUGGAGCUUGUCAUAUGGCUGGAAGAAUAUUUUGUAUAGGAGGAUAUGUUGAAGAAGUUGGGUCUGUUAAUUUAUACUUAAUUCAAGCCUAUUCAAUGGCUCAAAACCACUGGGAUAUUUUAUCCGUUGAGUAUCCAUUUGGGGUUUCAAGCCUCGGGGUUGUUGCACUUCCAAGUAAUAAAUUAUUGUGUUUUGGAGGAAAAUGCCAAAAUGGAACAAAAAUUCCGAAUACUUAUAUUUUUGAUGGAUUAAAUUUCCAAUAUAUUAAUGAUAUACCAAUCCCAGAAGACGGUUCAGAAUCUACUAUAUUUUUUGACCCAAUCGUGACGAUUGGUAGCAAGAUUUAUGCAUUUUCAAAAAAUAAAUACCUUUAUUGUUUUGAUUUUGGCAGUCAAAGCUGGAACAUAGAAAUGCCUAAUUUAAGUGUUAGAGUUUAA
Blepharisma stoltei is the source of this 2019-nucleotide messenger RNA. The record is from the annotation of a GenBank genome assembly. Lineage: Eukaryota; Ciliophora; Heterotrichea; Heterotrichida; Blepharismidae.